Didymodactylos carnosus is the source of this 1401-nucleotide messenger RNA. The record is from the annotation of a GenBank genome assembly. Lineage: Eukaryota; Metazoa; Rotifera; Eurotatoria; Philodinida; Philodinidae.
AUGUUUCGUAUUAGCAGUCUCGGUGGUAUUAGUGAUUUUUUAAGUAUUGCCAGUAUGGUAAUGCGUAUAUUAAACUUAAUUGCUUUAAUUAUUCUGUUAGCACACUGGAAUGGUUGUCUGCAAUUUAUGAUUCCGAUGUUACAAACUUUUCCUGCAGAUUGUUGGGUAGCACUCAACGGACUACAACACGCUCCGUGGACAGAACAGUAUACAGUUGCCUUAUUCAAAGCUCUCUCGCAUAUGUUAUGCAUUGGUUAUGGCCGAUAUCCUCCUCAGAGUUAUGUUGAUAUGUGGUUAACAAUGUUGAGUAUGGUGACUGGAGCCAUGUGUUAUGCAAUUACCAUUGGACACGUAUCAGCUCUUGUACAAAGUUUUGAUACGUCGAGAAGAUUGUAUAACGAAAAGUUUAAACAAGUUGAAGAGUACAUGGCAUGGCGUAAAUUGCCACGUGAGAUGCGUAAUCGUAUAUCUGACUAUUAUGAACAUCGUUAUCAAGGAAAAAUAUUUGAUGAAGACUCAAUUCUGAUCGAAUUAUCAGAAAGACUGAGAUUGGAUGUUGUCAAUUACAAUUGUCGUGCAUUGGUAUCUUCCGUACCAUUUUUUACCAAUGCUGAUCCUCAUUUUGUAUCAGAUGUAGUUACUAAACUUCGUUUCGAAGUUUAUCAACCCGGUGAUUUGAUUAUAGUGGAAGGAACCAUCGGAGACAAAAUGUAUUUUAUUCAAGAGGGUAUAGUCGACAUUAUUAAAUCAGAUGGCGAAGUACUCACAACACUCUCCGAUGGAUCGUAUUUUGGCGAGAUUUGUUUAUUAACUCGAGCAAAACGUGUUGCAAGUGUACGUUGUGUAACUUAUUGCAAUUUGUAUUCAUUGCAUUCUGAUCAAUUCAAUGCUGUAUUAGAACUGUAUCCGUUAAUGCGUCGUACAAUGGAAUCUGUGGCUGCCGAACGUUUGAAUAAACUUGGAAAAAAUCCCUCAAUGAUAUCAAAUCGUCAUGAUCUUAAACGUGAUACGGAAGCAAUUAAAGACAUUAUUGCACGUGCAACACCUCAACCAUCGUCGGACGAAGACGAAGAUGAUAACAAUCAUCAAGAUCCUUCUCAUAACGAACAUCAUCGUGAUAGUCAUACAUCAGCAAUUCAUCGGACACUAUCGACUUACUUUUUACAAAACCGAAAUCGUCACGAUGUUUUCGAUGAUUCAAAAUUAUCAUCGGAUAAAAAAAAAUUAUCACAUCAUAGUAAAGUAUUUCUCGCCGCACCUACACAAAUUUUAAACGAUAAACUAAAAAAAUCACCAUCAACACCAUGGAGUUUGUUUCGAAAAGGUUUACAUAAUACAAAUGAGAUUCCAAAACAGACUACACCUCCCGGUGAUUCAACGCCCACUCAUGAAGGUUUUUAA